Molecule: messenger RNA, 1685 nt
Organism: Ceutorhynchus assimilis (cabbage seed weevil)
Lineage: Eukaryota; Metazoa; Arthropoda; Insecta; Coleoptera; Curculionidae
Source: the annotation of a GenBank genome assembly
UGGCUCCCACUAUCCGUCAGGUCAAUUUGUAGUUUGUUUUUUGUUUAUUUGGGAAUUUGGAAUACCAAAAUACCACCACAGAUACCUCUUGUCUACUCUACUAGUCUACUUUCUUUCUGCCAAGUCGAGUCCGAUCCAAAGCAACACAGUAAUUUGUUUUUUCAAAAUUGUAUUUUUAAGUUUGUUUAUGUUUAGCAAUGCCUUGCACAAAGUGUAAUUCCGAGUUUACACUAUUAAAUUGGAAAAUAAAAUGUGGAGAGUGCGAAAGCAAGUUUUGCAAUAAGUGUUUGAAACGCAAAGAUGGUGUUCUUCAUUGUGAAGUGUGUCUCAUCUUGAUUAAACGGCCCCCGGACCCUCUAAAAUUGAUGGAUCUUAGAGUCAAAGACCUCAGGGACUAUCUAAACAAAAACAAUAUAUCCACAUAUGGUUUGGUAGAAAAGUCAGAAUUGGUCGACUUGUUUUGCAACAAAUGUAUUCCAGAGAAGCAACGAAAAGGCGUAGAUAAACUAACUGCCAACUUCGGCGAUCCUUUGAGACCGAUAAACGGAUUUUUAAAUAAUAUCGAAUCAGUAAUCACCGAACACAGACAUGGAUCAAGACCUACUACAGUUCCAGCACCUCCUAUUCCGAGAGAUCCUCAAACUUCUUCCAAUUUUGCUACACCUUAUCAUAGACCUGGUCCCACCCCUCCUCAAUCAACUCCACUUCUUAAUGUUACACCAGCACCUUCAGCUCCAUCGUUUGAGCCUUCUCCUGUAGAGCAACCAACAACAUCUCAGACACCAGAAAUCACUCCGGAAUCGAGUCCAGUGUCACAGAGGCAUCCGAAAUUGGAAGAUUUUGAUAAUGCUGAGAAUUUGAGCGAACUGAGCUCAAAGCAAUUGAAGAUUCUCUUAUCUUUCAAUAGGGUGGAAUAUAGAGGAUGUAUUGAGAAAGGUGAAUUAUUAGAAAGAGCUCAAAGACUCUGGGAAGAUAAUAAUAAAAAUAAAGAUCUUCCAGACAAUACUCCAUCUGAAGAAUUAUGUAAGCUCUGUAUGGACGCACCAUUAGACUGUGUUCUUCUUGAUUGUGGCCAUAUAACUUCUUGCAUCGAAUGCGGAAAAAAAUUAGCAGAAUGUCCCAUAUGUCGCCGUUUCGUAGUGAAAGUCGUAAGAACAUUUAAGGCUUAGAGAAAAUUAAUUGCAUCUAUUUUAAUUUGAGCGAUUAAUAAUGUGAUUUCAAUAACUACUGUUUGGGUGAUAGAUAUUUUAUCUAUAAGAUACUAUACGUUUUUGAACAAAUUAUUUAGUUAGGUAGUUUAUAAGUUACAAAAAUUUUCUAGGUUCGUGUUUAAACAAAUAGGAAUUUAAAAUAAAUUUAAAACUGUUGUUGCUUUUUGCGUUAUGUAAAGUCUGUAGCUAGAACCGUUGAUUGAUAACCGGGUUCAAAAAAAAUAUUUCAAAAGAGUUAUUGCAUGGAAUUUGCAAUCAAUGUUUGUUCAUGCAGAUGAUAGUGAAAUAAUUGUUGCCUCUUUUAAGGUAUAUUAUAUUGUGUUCUUUUAUUAAUAGCAUAAUUAUUGUUAUUUUCACCUAACCAUUAUUUUUCUUUAUAAAUAAUUAGGUACUUUAAAUUAAUGACAUUGUCUUUGUUUAUUAAUCAAUCAAUUAUUUUUAUUCAUCAAACAAUAUAGCUACCUCUUUCUGCUA